This is a messenger RNA of Racocetra persica, 278 nucleotides long. The record is from the annotation of a GenBank genome assembly. Lineage: Eukaryota; Fungi; Glomeromycota; Glomeromycetes; Diversisporales; Gigasporaceae.
UAACUGCCGGUCCUGUUGGUAUCGGAGGUGAAGUUUCUGGUAGUGUUUAUGAUGCCGCUUCCCUCUUUUCUUAUAGCAAAUCUAAAGGUCUAUUCGUUGGUGUAUCGCUUGAAGGUACUAUCAUCUUUGAGCGUAAGGACGCGAAUAAGACAUUUUAUGGCGAAGAUAUUUCUGCUGAAAAUCUCUUGUGUGGAAAAGCUGGAAUGCCUCAUCCACAUGCCACUCACAUAUUGUAUGAAGCUAUUAGAAAGGCUGAAGAAAGACAACCAAAAAAUUAA